Messenger RNA from Zalophus californianus (California sea lion), 4242 nucleotides. RefSeq names its product UDP-GlcNAc:betaGal beta-1,3-N-acetylglucosaminyltransferase like 1 (gene B3GNTL1). Bases 63 to 1265 code for a protein of 400 amino acids. The transcript is spliced from 14 exons. The record is from RefSeq and is a predicted model, not a curated record. Lineage: Eukaryota; Metazoa; Chordata; Mammalia; Carnivora; Otariidae.
CCGACGUGGGCGGUGGAGUGCCACGGGCUUGAAGGGCGGGGCGGCCGGAGGAGCGCGUGGCCAUGCGGCCCCGGGGGGACCCCGCCGCCGCCGCCGCCGCCGCCGCCGCCGCCGCGCCCCACGUGUCUAUCAUCCUCCCAGUCCACAACGCCGAACCGUGGUUGAAUGAGUGCUUGGAGUCUGUUUUGCAGCAGGACUUCGAAGGCUCCAUGGAGCUCUCGGUUUUUAAUGAUGCCAGCAAGGAUAAGUCCAUGACUAUCAUUGAGAAAUGGAAGGUGAAGCUGGAAGGUUCUGGUAUCCCCGUGGUCAUUGGCGGGCACGCUUCUCCUUCACCCCGAGGAGUUGGAUAUUCUAAAAAUCAAGCAAUAGCGCAAAGCUCAGGAUCUUACCUUUGCUUUUUGGAUUCGGAUGACGUGAUGAUGCCUCAGAGGGUGAGGCUACAACUGGAAGCUGCUGCCCAGCACCCGACAAGUAUUAUAGGUUGCCAAGUAAGGAGAGAGCCCCCCAACUCCACUGAGCGAUACACACGGUGGAUCAACCAGCUAGCAUCGGACCAGCUUCUUACUCAGAAGGGGACGAGAGGUUGCGGAGAAGAGCUUGUGUCAGGCUCGCCUGGUGUGGCCCCGAGCCCCAGACACCCUCCAUGGAUACGAGGGCCCCUUGCAGGCUCCCAGCGAGAACAGGUUUUUACCUCCAAUGGCCCAACUGUGAUCAUGCCCACCUGGUUCUGCUCUCGAGCAUGGUUUUCCCAUGUGGGCCCAUUUGACGAGGGCGGACAGGGUGUGCCCGAGGACCUGCUGUUCUUCUACAACCACCUCAGAAAGGGCGGUGGGGUCGUCCGCGUGGACCAGAGCCUCCUCCUGUACCGCUACCACCCAGACGCUGCCACGCACUCUGUCCUCGAGACCACCAUCUGGACCCACCGUGUCCGCUUCCUGGAAGAACGGGUCCUGCCGCACUGGGCAGCUUUCACCAUCUGGAACGCGGGCAGGCAGGGCCGCCGGCUUUACCGCAGCCUGGCAGCUGGGACACGACGCAAGGUGGUUGCCUUCUGUGACGUGGACGAGAACAAGAUCAGGAAGGGCUUCUAUUGCCACGAGGACUCUCAGGAAAGGCCUAAGCCUCGGGUUCCAAUCCUGCACUUCCGAGCUGCCCGGCCACCCUUCGUCAUCUGCGUGAAGCUGGACCUCACCGGGGGUGCAUUUGAAAACAACCUGAGGUCACUGCACCUGCAGGAAGGCCGGGACUUCCUUCACUUCAGCUGACGGGCCCAGGGCAGCUGCCCCCAGAUCCUGCUUGCUUUAAACACUGUUCAUCCUGUGUACCUGCUGCUUGCUCCUGUUUGCUCAGCAUACCCCCCCUGCACUGGAGCUGCUCAGCCGGGACCAUUUCCCACCCACACUUCAUUCACCAGCAGUGUCUCCCAGUAGGGCUGAACCCGCCCCCAAAAAUCUAGCAACAUCUGGCGGUAGUUUUGUUGUGCGAGUGUGGAAGGGGCUUUGCUACCGGCAUCUGGGAUGUUGCUGAAGACUAGUUCAGCCCAGCGGCGCCUAAGCGGUACCAUCGGUUGAACGUCCCGACUUUUGGCUUCAGCUCAGGUCAUGAUCUCUGGAUGGUGAAAUCGAGCCCCACAUCAGGCUCCGUGCUCAGCAUGGAGUCUACUUGAGAUUCUCUCUCCCUCUGCCCCUCCCCCUCCCCCUCCAAAAAAUCCCGGAAUUAUUCAGCCCCAGGUGCCAGCAGUGCUAAGGCUAAAAACCUAGCUAUGCAUCCGAGGCCUGUGUCAUCUGACGUGACUCUUUCUUCGGUGAUGGCUUUCCCACGUUCGCGGUUCUGCCACGGGGACCGUUCCUUUCCCUCGCACAGCGGGAGGCCCCUGCGGUUAGGGGCUGGGCAGCGCUGCAGCCGCGCGUGUGGGGUGUGCUCCUACCCCUGCGAGGGGUCUGUGGGCUCCAUCAUCUGGGAACGAGCCCCGUGACUCUCUGUACACACCAAAUUCUUUCUGCGGUCUCUUCUAUUUUUCCGGAUAAUUUCUUCAGCUGUGUCUAGUUGGUUGUUUAAAUCCAUUCAGGGAGCUUUUCCCCCCCAAUCUCAAUACUUUCUAGCACUUUCUAAAACAAAUUUGUGGCUGAUAUUACCAACAUCUCAGUCUUUUGGUGUCUGCUUCCAUUAAGUCUUGCUAGUGAUUCCGUUUGUGUAUUUUGUGACCUUUCUGGAGCGUGGGUUUGGGUUCUUUCCAUUCUGUGCAGAGAGAUGAGCCUGCACACUUCCAGAGAGGUUUCUGCCUCUUCUGCCCACUCCCUGGGAGCACCACUGGUUGGGGCGGCAGUUUGAGCACAUUUUCUGGGUUAGUUUUGAGAACUGCACAGGUUCCUCCAGGCGGACCUCCAGGAGACUCCCUCUCCCACCCAGCUCCAGGGGAGACGGUGACGGGGUGCUGUCCCCUCAUUUUCAUCCGUGCUACUGCUGAGGGCGCAGCCACCCGGGGUCCCAGCUCCACGUGGGCCUUCUGUCCUACCCCCACACUGCCACUGAAAUGAGACUUCCCUACGUGUCUCAGGCUCAACAGACACGGAUGCUCAGGACCCAGUGCCUGCUCACGGGGAGGUUCGGUUUUGUGUCUGGCAUGUGGCUGUGUGCACGUGGCCCCUCCCAGCUCCCCGUGCACAUUCUGUUCCAGGCACCCUGGCUUCUUGCUCUUCCUCAAACUCACCAAGCUCUUUCCUUUCUGGAGCCACAAGGUGCUUUUCUCUGUCUGGUGCCCACCUACUGCACGGCUCCUCCACGGCAGCCCCACACGCUGCCCACUGCAUGCUGCUCCCGGGCACUGGUUGUGCUAACAGGUCUGCUUCUGGCUACACUCUAAGCUGUGAAUGUGUGGGGCUCCUCUCUCCUAGAUCUACCACCUGGGCCUGGGGGCCCUCCGGAAACUGCAGCUGCAACCUGGUCAGAGCGAGAGUGACCAACAGGAGCUGACGUGGCUGAGGGCGAGCAGAGGCGCGGGGCCGUGUGCAGCCAGCGGGUCAGGUGGUUUCGCUCGGGCUGCAAUCUGGCCAGUGGUGGCAAGGGAGAGCUGUGCAGUGUUGGGUCUGUGGUGAGCUCGCCCAGCUCCAGGUCUCCAAAAGGGCUUCUCUUUGGAGUCUUGUGGAUUUUUAGUAUUUAUUUAUUUUUAAGAUUUUCUUUAUUUGACAGAGUGAGAGAGGGAACACAAGCAGGGGGAGUGGGAGAGGGAGAAGCAGGCUUCCCGCUGAGCAGGGAGCCCAACGCGGGGCUCGAUCCCAGGACCCUGGGAUCACGACCUGAGCCGAAGGCGGAUGCCCAACAACUGAGCCACCUAAGCACACCUGAAUCUUGUGGAUUUUUUAAAAGACACUAAAAACAGUUCAUUGUAUUGCUUCUCAGAAGCGGCUUGCUUGGCUUUCUGUAGCUGAGGUCCAGACACUGCUCUGCGGGUACCAUCCCCCCCUCAGUCCUCUGGGACCCUGGUGUGUGACCCCCACCAGCCGAGGGAUCUCUGACUAGUCUUCCAUCUAAAAUGGAGAGCUCCCUACUUAUUUUUGAGAGGCAAGCAUGUUUUAAGGUUUGAAUAAAAUACAAGUUAAUCCACAAAGUUAACACCAGACUUUCUUUUUCAGGGGGGUCUGAGAGGUGUAGCCCACGGAAGGUAAACGCUCCCACAAGUCAGCAGCUUAGCCCAGGCAAGAAAACCACUCCCUGUGAAGGAAGCAGCAACCAGGGUCUGCCAGGACCCAUCGGCUCCCUCGGCCCCCACUGCCACACACACCCGCGGGGGCAGCUCAUUCUCCAGCCCAGACACUGUCCGUCCUCGGUUCAUGGCCCCGACCACAGCACAGCCACCACCUUCGCCUCAGAUGUGGGUGGCAGCACCCGUUAUGCCACGUCCGGGCUGGCAUGAGACAGCAUACAAGGCCGUGUGAGCCCUGAGGUGGUGAACCUUCGUGCACAUCAGCCUCACUGGCCUUUAGGUUAGGUCUGCUCUGGGCAAUUAGAAAGAGACACUUUUUCAGGAACAAAGGAAUCAAAUGGGGAACUUCCCCACAUGGCACCAGAGAACCCGGUAUCCUAGAAGUACACUUUGGUGGGUUGUCCGCCCAUGGCAGAUGCUGGUGUAGCCACACACCUACCUCUCUGUCAGGUUCCUAACUAGCUACCACAAGCCUCUCCUGUGGGGUUACAGCCCAUCUCAGGCAGGAUUCUUUGGUUACACAAAACUGCGAGCGGUUG